AUGUCAGAAACUCACAAUAAUGAAUUAUUCCUACGACCUGGGAACACCGAAGGUGGGGGGGCCCCGUUUCUACCAAGUGCAGUUGCUUCUCCCUCGGAAAGAAGACUCAGAUUGGCGCAGCCCGCCGCCUUGAGUGUAGCAUGCCAAAGUUCGGAAGAUUUUGAAGCACAGAGUCUUGAUCUGGUUCUGAGGAGCCUUCGGACGCUCCUGGACGCAAAUCCAUUUAAGCAGCUUGUCGUUGGCCUAUCAGGCGGCAGCACUCCGGGACCGUUGUACGCUGCGUUGAGGCAGACAGCCAUUGCACAUGUUGAGAGAGAAAAAGGCCAAGCAUCACCUGCAAGCGGACAACAGAGUUCAGGAACAUCGUCGCACCUAGCCAUUGAUUUUUCGCGCGUGAGCUUUUUCCUGGUUGAUGAACGAUAUGUACCACCUACGCAUCCGAAGUCGAAUGUCCGCCUGGUCAUGGAGGAGUUGUUCGGACAGGAGGUUUGGAGCGACCCAGAAGCCGGUGGUGCCACGAAAUUUAGGCCGACAGCUGAUUCGUGGCCCCACCCCCGUUUCGAUUUCUCAUAUCCAGACACAUCCUUGCCCAUGGAUCAAUGCAUUGAGAAGUACAGAGAGAGCUUGAGCAACUUGCUCUGGAGACACGGAGGUGUGGACCUUGUGCUACUGGGCAUGGGGGAUGAUGGCCAUAUCGCAUCGAUCUUCCCACCCCUCAGCAUGACUCAAUAUGAGGCCUCAGUAUGCCCAAGUACCAUAGCGGUUCACUCAACAACAGACCGCUUUGACGUCCAUGAUCGCAUUUCCGUCACCCUGCAGGUGCUUGCUGGGGCGAGCCGCAAGGUGUUCCUUAUAAAGGGCGAAUCAAAGUUGGACACUUGGUUCCGAAUGGAAUCUGACCCGGAGCAGGUGGGUGAAGUUCCCAGCUGCUUUUACCGCAUGUUUGGCCUGUAG
Molecule: messenger RNA, 954 nt
Organism: Eimeria maxima
Lineage: Eukaryota; Apicomplexa; Conoidasida; Eucoccidiorida; Eimeriidae
Product: Glucose-6-phosphate dehydrogenase, putative
Exons: 5
Coding region: 1-954 (317 amino acids)
Biological process (GO): N-acetylglucosamine metabolic process; carbohydrate metabolic process; pentose-phosphate shunt
Molecular function (GO): 6-phosphogluconolactonase activity; glucosamine-6-phosphate deaminase activity
Source: RefSeq, a predicted model, not a curated record